CUGCGUAUGCGCAAACGAAUAAGCUACUACGUGCGCGCUUUUUAAACAAACGUUAUGUCGGUACGCGCGUUUUCGUUUUAAAUAAAAUACUCGUUAGAAACGCCAUAUUUUUCUGAAUCUACAGAUAAUAUAAAUGAUUUUAAAUUCUUUUUUUUUCUGACAUGUAUUUUGUUGUGAUCAACAAAAAUGUGUUGUGAUGGUCAAGAAGACAAGAUGCGACGACGUUGGCAUUGGCCAGCGAGCACAAUGAACAGGCCGUUGAAUUGGCACAAAUGGCUAGUGUUGUCCGUGCUCGGAUUGGCUUUGUCCGCUCGUACAAUUGGCUGCGAUUACACACAGAAAUUUGGAGCGGAAGCUGUGGCUCGAUGCAAUGAGAAAUGCCCGUUUCAGAAUCGAACUGGGGAGGGGCACUUCGACGUGAGCUGUGGACCUGAGUGCAACGUUCAACAGUGUAAAAUUGGAUGCAGUCUUUGGCGUGGAGGCUUAGAAAAAUCUUGCCAGAAUGUUUGCAAUGUUACAUCUGAAACAGUAUUCUCUCGAGAGCUUUACUGUGUUAUGGGAUGCAACGAAGCUCUCAACACGUAUUUUCAACAAUUGCGAGAUUUAUAUGGGACUCCUCAUCCACCAGCUUUGGUGGCGGACAGCUUAACCGCUACAUCGUUGUCAUUAGUUUGGGAAUCACGAUGGGAUUCGGAACUUGGAAAUAUAACGUACUUAGUGCAAUGGCGAUACGAAGAAUUGCCGGGAACGUGGCAAUAUUUUUCGAAUACCAGUCAUUCGGAUAAAACUAUAAUAACUGUCGACAAUCUUAGACCGUACACCAAAUAUAGAUUUCGAAUUGCAAUAUUCCUGUCUGGACACGUUGGUGCAGGUGAACCUUUAUACUCUGCUCCGUCAGUAGUGAUAUCUACUUUAGAGAGUGGGAAACCAAGUUCAGCGCCAAAAGCUCUAAGAGCUGCAGCUCCAGACCCAAGCCGAGUGGCAAUUUCGUGGGAGCCGGGACCAUUUCCCAACGGACCACUGAUUUCUUACGUUUUGAGGCUUACUGAUACAGAACCUAGUACGACUGACGCGUUAGAGGACAUGCCAGCAUCGAACAACACUCUCUUCUACAUGUUCCAGAACUUGGCUCCAGCUCGUGAAUACGAGGUUUCGGUAGCUAUGAGGAACGCUGUCGGCGAAGGUCCAAGAGCUUUUGUUAGAAUUUCUACCCCACCUCUUCCAACGUCUGUUCCCAGUCAACAACUUAUUUUGAUUCUUGGUGGCGAGCAUAAUAUACUAGCAGCUCCCGCCAACGAUAUGCUAUCUGACCCCGUAGAGUUGUACAGUACAGAACAUGUUAUCACAGGUGUUGGAAUCGAUAUCUCUAGCGACUCCUUAUUUGUAUCAGUAUCGGACGGUUUUGUUUACAAAGGCUCUUUAUCUAAAAAAAGUAUUCCAGAGCCUAUUCUUUUUUCAAAAAAUAUUGUAAUGAAACCUUUAGAUUUAUCGGUGGACUGGUUGAAUCGUCAUCUGUACGUACUUGGAGAAUCGUUGUAUACUAAAGAGGAGUCUUCGAAUGUUAGCUCACUGACCACUUGGGAAAUAAUACGUUGUGACUUCGACGGAAGCAAUCCGGUUGUGGCCUUGACCGGAUUUAAUUCACGACCAAUACAUUUUGAAGUCGAUGCCUAUAACGGGUAUUUGUUUUGGGCCAUGAGAGGUGUAGAACGUGGUGGAUUAUAUCGAUUAGACUUGGCUAGUAUUUCUAACGGAGUACUACAUUCUUCGGAAAUGAUAGUUCGAGACCCACAUCUAGGAGCCUUUACUGUGGACCAUGCCGACUUUAGAAUAUUAGUAGCACAUCUCAAAAGGAACACUGUCCUGGCAGUAUCUCUAGAUGGACGCGAAGUAACGGACUUUCGAAGCAAUACCAUAACACCAAUGUUUCAAUCAACGAGAUCGAUCGCGUACGCAGGUGGUUUAUUUUACUGGACAAAUGGCAAGGAAAUGCUGACCGAGGAACAUCACGCAAAAAGUGACAGCUAUUUCCACAAUGAGUACCCUCUAGCGUACAAUACAAAAAUUAUCCAGACUACCCAAGUGCUGGUUGCUCUGAGGAGCUGUCAGCCUAUACCGGUUCCAGUAAAUCCACCACUCGGAGUGCAGGCGGUGAUGGGUAUUAAUCGUGCAAAAAUUUCUUGGUCAUCUCCGCAUUUAUUGGGUCACCAGGGAAGCGGCGCGUGGCAGCAAUGGACCUAUCAUUUACAACUGAAAAACAAACGGGACGGAGACAUCAUAGACAUAAAAAAUACUGCUGAAUCGAUUCAUAUUGUGGAGAAUCUGAAGCAAGACGCUGAAUACGUCAUCAGAGUAGCCGCAGUUACAGUCUCUGGUUCAGGACCAUGGUCUUCAGAAUUUAUUGGUAAAACAUUACCCUCUUCACCGAGUACCCUUCACAGCACAUUACUUUGGUCAGGACCAGAUGGAUUAUCACAAGCUGAUUUAUCUGGAGAAAAUAUAGUGACCUUAAUCCAUAGAGAUGACAUAAAGAGUUUCUACAUAACCGCUAUUUCAUGGUAUCGAGACAAACUUUAUUUGGUGACCAAUACUUCUACGGUUAAAUGGUUCAACAUUACGUCACACGAACACGGAAUGAUGGCGAAUAUGGACAAUGUUGGAAGCUUGGCAGUAGACUGGGUUGGCAAGAAAAUAUACUGGUCAAACCCUAAACAACAACUGAUUACGAGGAGCAGCUUCGAUGGCUCUAAUCGAGAGCCAGUACCAAUAGUUACAGUGGCAAAAGAGCUUACAAUAGAUUCCCUUGCCGCUUACAUCUACUGGAAUACUGGACAUGCUGUAGAAGCAGCAAAACUGAACGGAGAAAAUAAAAUGGUUUACUAUCCAGCUCAGUUGUUUAGUGGAAAACAAGUAAUGGGCUUGACUGCUGACUUGGAAAAUAAAUGGCUAUACUGGUUGGUUCGAAGCUAUGAUGGUUCUGAAUUACAUCGAGCCCGAACUGCUGAUACGCUCUCUCACAGCGCUAAUGAGGUAUCUGAGACAUUGGUAUCGCGUCUAGGAAGUACGGCUACGUUAGGUCCGCUAUGUUACUUCAGCGGGCGGCUAGUGUGGGUACAAGAUGCCGCUCGCGCAGUAUUGUCCGACCUUUCAGGGAAAUACACUGCCUCGCUAGUUCCUAGAGUUCGAGUUAUUGCAGUACGAGAUCCAACUCUACAUGCACAUAGUGAAUUGAUCGUAGCAAUCCCAGAAACAAUAAAUUCAUCCUCGAUAACUGUGGAAGGCGCUUCGGACCGUUUCAAUGUAACCUGGGCGCCAGCUCGCCGUGUCAAUCUCAACAAUACCAGAGUUUAUUAUGAUGUCAGUCUACAUUUUUUUGGUCAACACAACAUUGAAAAAACUGUGGAGACGCCAUGGAUCGAGGUGUUGGACAUCGAUGUGGCUCCGUACACCGCAGUAGAGGUUUCAGUGCGAGCUCACACACCCUGGGGGGGUGGCGGCACGGCGCGGACUCAGUUACGGACACCUCAAGCGCCACCGGCCGCGCCCACUGCACCCAGAUUAUACAUUCAACCGAAAAAUAACGGUGGUCGAAAAGUUGCCAUAUUUCGUUGGGAAGUUCCAAAUCGUACCAAUGGCAUCAUACGUGGCUACGAAGUGCAGUGUUGGAGUGAUAAUUCAAGACCGGCACCUUGCGCCAAUGCUCUCUCACCUUCACCUACUCCAACCCGGACGCAGAUUAUUCUCAAAGAUCUGUUGCCGGAGACUACUUACUACUUCCAGGUCCGAGCUUGCACAGACGCUGGCUACGGUCAAUAUUCAGAAGUAGUGUCUGGGACAACUAAUGAAAUUAACCCAGUGCCGAAGGUUAUGAUCUCCUCGCAAGAUGCUAUUAAGAUCGUGGAUCUUGAUUCCAGUGAAAGCGAGAUAAUACCGAAAAGCACAGGGAUUCCGGUUGACUUUGGAAUAUCUAUAGAAGAAAGCUUAGUUUAUUGGGUUAACAAUUUAGAAGAAAUUUUUUCGUCUAGAAUAAAUGGAAGUGGGCAUUACAAGUUAACAUCUAUAAAUGGUUCAGCGACAAGUCUCUGUUUUGACUGGGUCAGUAGAUCGGUUUACUGGACUCAGAUGGAAGUCACUUCGCUAGAAGCAUACGCUACUUAUAGGGCUAGUCUCGGAAUUCCAAAUACACGACCGCAAUUAUCACGAAUUUUUACAAGAAAACAACCGAUGUACGGCUUACAAAUUUUGCCUUUACAGCAGUCUCUAAUGUGGUAUGAGGAAACGGGUCAUCCUGGUUUGGGUACUUUAAUGAUAUCCGAUUUAAUGGUUCUUGAUAUUCAAUCAUUUUUUAAUAAAUCGAAUAACAAAACAAAAAGCGAUUGUAACUGUCCGGAGAAUCCACAAGUUGCGAAGACAUUUGUAAUAGAUAUGACCGAAUACAAUUACGAAGUGUACUGGAUCGAUCCCUGGGUCCAUCGCAUACUAGCAGCCGACAUGAGUGGCUGCAAAUGUAGAUUAGUAGUCGAUGCAACCGAAAAGAAAAAAUAUGGAUUCACUCCGAUGUCCAUAGCGGUAGACAGCAAAUAUAUUUACUGGUUCAACUCGACAGCGAAAGAAAUUUUCUAUACCAACAAAAAUGUCAAGUCCGAAAUUCAUCACGUGAAAACGAGCUAUGGCUAUAAAAUUAUGACUUUAGACCCGGCUAAUCAAAAGUAUCCACCCCGACAAUGUCUGAUGCCAGAAAUAAAAGAAUUUAAGGCAAAGGUUUUGUCUCAUGGAGCAAACUAUAUAAUAUUACAAUUGCCUUCUGCUAACAAACCAAAACUAUGUAAGACUUUAGAAUUUCAAAUGCCACUAACUGAAUACACUGUUUAUUAUAAAAUUUACAAUAUUAGAGAGAACACCGAUUGUGAUAAAGAAUCGUGUUUUUUUACCACCACAACGAACACCGAGGCGAUUCUAAAUGAAUUACAACCCUUUACAAACUAUACUGUCACAGUGGAAGCGACUAAUUACUACGCUAAACUUCAUGAGGUCAAACCUCUUGUUGGAGCGACCUUAGUCUUGCAAACAGCAGCCGAAGCACCCACGGCACCUAAAUCCGUAAAGGGAACGGUUUUGAGUCCAGUGCUGGCCCAACUUGAAUGGAAAACAGAGCCUGGACUGCGAUAUGAAGUACACUGGCGUACUGAUGAUUCAACUCAAUCACACAAAUUAAAAGAACAUAACACUUUCGAAGUUUGGGAAGGCGGAGUGGCCAAUUUGACUCGUCUAUCGGCGGGUACCUGGUACCGUGCGUGGGUGCGGGCGCGGUCUGCCCACAGCGCGGAGACUGCGGCUUCCGCGCCAAUACGUUUGCGUACAUACCCGCAACCCACGCCUCUCACACUCUUCUCCUCGCCCGAACCUUACUCGCUGCGGGUCUUGUGGCAACCACCAACUUCAUAUGUAGUGUAUCGAUUUAAGGUGGAAUAUACGGAAGCUGCACCUGCAAAUGGUAGCUGGAAAGAAUGCGACCGUGACGGUUCCGAUAAAUGGAUUGCGAAGGAGCUGAGACCGCGAACCCGCUAUCGGUUUCGUCUGUGCUUACAGUACAUAGCGAAUGCACCGCCGUAUUUCUGGCCCAUUGACGAUCAAUUCGUUUUCGAAACUUCAGGUGAUGUGCCGAGCGCGCCAGGAGCAAUGCGGGUAGAGAGUGUGGGAGAGCGCGUUGUCCGUGUCUGGUGGGCCGAGCCAGACCCGCGCGGCGCCCCCAUCCUCGACUACAGGGUCUGGGGACGACCCCCUCAUCGUGUACCCAUUAACAGCGACAAUAUUACAAGCAACGUUAGCGAUCUUCUCCCUAAAAAUCUACCUGAUGACGUCGAUGACGAUAUGAAAUUGCGUAUUGUUCGCGAGGGUCUUGAACUGCUUCAUCAAGGAAACGAGACGUACUGGUUGAUUGGUAACGGCGAAGUGGCGGGCGGCUACGUGGCGCGCGUGCAGGCCCGCAACGUGCACGGCUGGGGGCCGCUGUCGGCGCCGCGUGCGCUCCGAGCCCCCGCCCCCCGCGCCGCUCGACCUUCUCCCCUCACCCUCGUGCUCGCCCUCGUCGCUCUGAUCACACUCGCCUUCGCUUUUGCUGCUGCGCUCUUUUAUGGAUACAACAAUCGAAACAAAAAGAAAACAGCCAUAGCGAACCAAAACCAAACAGUGACGCUUAGAAGAGGUCCUGACGUGGAGCUGGCGACAUUAAGACACGAAUUACCUAUCAGACAUUCCACUAACAUACUUUAUAAUCAGGGUGUUCAUUGUCCAACCGACGCCGAACUAGCGAGUCUGCCUCACAUACGACGCGAACAGAUAACACUAUCGAAAUUCUUGGGCUCCGGUGCGUUUGGCGAAGUUUUUGAAGGCGUUGCUAGACAGAUCAAUGGAAGUACUGUCGAUACUAAGGUGGCUGUUAAAACGUUAAGAAAAGGAGCUUCGGAACAAGAAAAGACAGAAUUCCUAAAAGAGGCGGCUCUAAUGUCAAACUUUAAACACGAACAUAUACUACGACUUCUAGGUGUCUGUCUCGACAAUGAUCCAAACUACAUCAUAAUGGAAUUAAUGGAGGGCGGUGACCUUCUCAGCUACUUGAGAGCUAAACGAGAAUUUUUGUCGACGCCGGAUUCUCUGACACUCCUGGAUUUACUGAACAUGUGCGUCGACGUAACAAAAGGCUGUCGUUAUCUAGAAGAGAUGCAUUUUGUUCACCGAGACCUCGCUUGCCGGAAUUGUUUAGUCGCCCACCGCGCUAACGGGAGGGUAGUCAAGAUUGGGGACUUCGGUCUUGCCAGAGAUAUUUACAAAAACGACUAUUAUAGGAAAGAGGGAGAAGGUUUGUUACCGGUUCGAUGGAUGGCAGUUGAAUGCCUCGUGGAUGGAGUUUUUUCGUGUCAAUCUGACGUGUGGGCGUGGGGUGUGCUCUGUUGGGAGAUAUUAUCAUUGGGACAGCAGCCAUAUCCCGCGUGUACGAACCGUGAAGUGCUCGGAUACGUGAGAGCGGGAGGAACACCUGACCGCCCACCGAACUGCAGUCCAGCUUUUUACGAGCUGCUGCAGAAGUGUUGGAGCUACCGACCGGAGCGGCGGCCGUCGUUCCGCGAGUGUCUGAGCACGGUGUCGGCGCUGCGGGACACCACGCCGCCCACCACCGCCCUGCCCGCCCACCACCACUACCUCACCUUACUACCCGACGCAUGCUCAGAGGCCGUCGACAACCGCACCUACCUGCUGGACGAGAAUGACAACGCUUGCUUAGACGAGGAGUGUCCAGAGCAACAACAAAUGGAACCGUCGCGGUUACUGCCCGAGCGCGCUCCCAAGUACCUAGAGCUGGCGUACGAGAGCGACUCCGCGACCGGAGACGGAUACGAGGUUCCUCGCGCAGGGGCGGGGGGUGCGGCGAGGGGAGCGGGAGGGGCGAGGUCAGGCACAAGGAACGCGACCGUGGUGCCGCUGCGGAACGGCAUCGCCAAGCGCGCGUCACUGUGCGCCGACCCGCGCCGACUAGACCUCGACUUCGAUCUCGACAAAUACGUAUUCAAGACUACUUUCUAAGCUGUGAUAUUUUAGACUAAGUCCGCAUACUGUGUACAAUUAUUAUGUAUCGUAGCUCGGUCGUGUUCACGCCAACUUCAAUCGCUAACGUGGAAACAAACUUGGACAAAGAACAAUGUUUUGGUGGAAGAACCUCUUGUGACUCCGCACGCUUAGGUACCACCACUCCGCCUAUUUCUGCCGUGAAGCAGUAAUGCGUUUCGGUUUGAAGGGUGGGGC
This is a messenger RNA of Bombyx mandarina (wild silkworm), 7800 nucleotides long. RefSeq names its product receptor protein-tyrosine kinase sevenless (gene sev). Gene Ontology annotation, cellular component: plasma membrane; signaling receptor complex. Gene Ontology annotation, biological process: positive regulation of kinase activity; protein phosphorylation; cell surface receptor protein tyrosine kinase signaling pathway. NCBI's taxonomy places the organism in Eukaryota, Metazoa, Arthropoda, Insecta, Lepidoptera, Bombycidae. The record is from RefSeq and is a predicted model, not a curated record. Gene Ontology annotation, molecular function: transmembrane receptor protein tyrosine kinase activity; ATP binding; protein binding.